Messenger RNA from Athalia rosae (coleseed sawfly), 1788 nucleotides. RefSeq names its product cilia- and flagella-associated protein 61-like. The transcript has 8 exons. Bases 1 to 1236 code for a protein of 411 amino acids. NCBI's taxonomy places the organism in Eukaryota, Metazoa, Arthropoda, Insecta, Hymenoptera, Athaliidae. The record is from RefSeq and is a predicted model, not a curated record.
AUGUCCGUGAUCACGAGACGUAAAAGUUUCAAAUGUCAUGUGAUACAGAUCGAAGAAGCGGUGACGAAUGCCAUCGAUGAGGCCGGUGUAACCGUUCUGUCUGGUUGGGAUCUAGUCGAUUGGGUUCUCGAAGAGGACGAGAAUGAUUUUUUCAUCGAGACUUUGAUAUUGGAACACAAGUUGGAACGGAAGGAACUUCGUUGCGACGUGUUAUUCAAUUUCCGAGGAAAAACCAUCAAUCUGGAUACUUUCCUUGCCAUUUGUCAAGCUGGACUCGUAUUCGACGAAUCUCUGGUCAUAGACCCAGAAUUUCGAACCAACGAUCCGUUUAUUUUCGCCGCCGGUACGAUAACCAAAUAUUCCAGGAGAUUUUACGCCGACGAAUUGUCCCACAAACACCAAAACCUCGUCGAAGUCGGUGAACGGCUCGGCAAGAAACUCGUGGACAUUCUUGAACCGAAAAACUACAACGUCGAGAAAAAACAUUCGUCAACCCACAGUCCGAUGACGGAAGCUGUGUCCGCACUGGAUGCGGUGAUACCGGUUUUCCGAAUGCCGAUAAUAACUUAUUGCAAACUUCCCGGAGGAUUUAUUUACCUGAACGAACACGCUGUUUUAAUCUUUUCGUUUGUCUUUCAACAUUUUUCAUGUUCGCAGGACCUGUUUCUGAUCACGGGAUCCCCCGUCUCUGAAAUCGGAUACUUUAGAAUCCAUUUGAACCAAUUCGAAACCGUCGAGACUAUCACUUGUCUCAGUAAAAAGGAAUUCGAGAUUGAAAAUAUCAUCGCGAUAUGGGGCAAGCACGAAACGCUCUUGAACGAUCUCAAACUCAGAUUCAAAAGUUCCACAAUUCCGGAUUUGUAUUCUUACUUUCGCGAACCAUGGGCAGCCGCUCUAUUUUUGGACAGAUUCGAUUGUCUCAGGGUUGAAAAUCGCGCCACGCUCCUAUCCUCAACGGUAGUUUGCGGUGAUACGCUGAUCGACGACUGCGUCAAAGCUUUUGUGAAAUCGAAAUGGGAAGCUAUGAGACCGGAAGAUCGCGAGAAAAUUGAAGCUCGUUACGCGGGUUCGGUGUACCAGGAAGAGCUCGAAAAUUCUCUCGUUGAUUUUCUACAAUAUUCAGAAUCUCAACUUCCAAUGUACGCCAAUCCACGUUUCAUAAGGAAUUUACUAGACGAAGUUGAAAAUUUCAAAGGCGACCCUUUGUUCAGGAAACGCACCUCGAACUCUAACUAGGCAAUCGAUCAAUUUAAUAAUUGUACUUGUAAUUGUCACCCACCAAUUGGAAUGAAGAAAAAAUAAACAAAUUACGAGAAAAAAACUGUAACAAAAAAUAAAACCAAUUUAACGGAAAAAAGGUCAUUCGUAAGAACGACGCGACUGACGCCCACGUGUCGCUUUUAUACGUCGGAAGACUACUCUAGUCUCCCGAUACGCAACUCCUUAAUUAGCUAUAGCUGGCGAACAGAUAUAUGUUAAUUAUAUGUAUAAUAUAUUCAUAUACGUAUCACGUCACUGUCUACAUAAAUUCCUAAGUUUUUUUUUUUUUAAUGUUCUGUUCCGUUCGUUUUUUUUUUUUUUUUUUGUUGCUUUUAUUCAUUUCAUAAUUAUUCAUACGUGUAUAUUAUAUCAUUCCUCUGUAGUGCUUUGCAUUUUCUUUUUCCUUCGCUUGUCAUCGCUCUCAAACACCGUCAAAACGUUUUUUUUUCAAUUGAAUUUUUGAGUUUCAAUAUCUUUCUUUCUUUGCAGCUCACUAUUUUAGUUUUCAAAAAUUUUGUGCCACUUAGA